Molecule: messenger RNA, 735 nt
Organism: Oncorhynchus gorbuscha (pink salmon)
Lineage: Eukaryota; Metazoa; Chordata; Actinopteri; Salmoniformes; Salmonidae
Exons: 3
Coding region: 1-735 (244 amino acids)
Source: RefSeq, a predicted model, not a curated record
AUGCCAUUUAUUUUCUUCACGACCUGUAAAUCAUAUGGCUUUGGACUGAAGGGUUGGCUGACUCGGUCAGAACGUAGUGACGUCACGGUAUCAUAUGGCUUUGGACUGAAGGGUUGGCUGACUCGGUCAGAACGUAGUGACGUCACGGUAUCAUAUGGCUUUGGACUGAAGGGUUGGCUGACUCGGUCAGAACGUAGUGACCUCACGGUAUCAUAUGGCUUUGGACUGAAGGGUUGGCUGACUCGGUCAGAACGUAGUGACGUCACGGUAUCAUAUGGCUUUGGACUGAAGGGUUGGCUGACUCGGUCAGAACGUAGUGACGUCACGGUAUCAUAUGGCUUUGGACUGAAGGGUUGGCUGACUCGGUCAGAAGGUAGUGACGUCACGGUAUCAUAUGGCUUUGGACUGAAGGGUUGGCUGACUCGGUCAGAACGUAGUGACCUCACGGUAUCAUAUGGCUUUGGACUGAAGGGUUGGCUGACUCGGUCAGAACGUAGUGACCUCACGGUAUCAUAUGGCUUUGGACUGAAGGGUUGGCUGACUCGGUCAGAACGUAGUGACGUCACGGUAACAUAUGGCUUUGGACUGAAGGGUUGGCUGACUCGGUCAGAACGUAGUGACGUCACGGUAUCAUAUGGCUUUGGACUGAAGGGUUGGCUGACCUGGUCAGAACGUGGUGACCACGGUAUCAUAUGGCUCUGGACUGAAGGGUUGGCUGACUCGGUCAGAACGUAA